UGGUUUGAGGAGAAGACGCAGCAGAUUGAGAACCUGGACGCUCAGUUGCGGAAACUCCACGCAGCAAUGGAGGGCCUGGUGGCCUACCGACGGGAGCUUGCAACUAGCACAGCCUCCUUCGCCAAAUCGGCAGCUGUUCUGAGCAGUGUGGAGGAGCACUCUGCCCUCAGCCGAGCUUUGCACCAACUGGCCGAGUCCACUGAGAGGACACACACUAUUCAUCAUGCUCAGGCUGAUGCGGACUUUUACCAUUUGAGUGAGACAACCAAAGACUACAUUCAUCUCAUUGGGGCCGUGAAGGAUGUAUUCCAUGAGCGUGUCAAGACAUUCCAGACCUGGCAGCAUGCACAGACAAUGCUGGCCAAGAAGCGGGAAGCAAAGGCUAAGGCGGAGCUAGCUGGCCGUAUGGACAAGGUUCAGCAGGCCCAGGACGAGGUGGCUGAAUGGGAGGCAAAGGUGGAGAGAAGCCAGGAGGAGUUUGACCGCAUCUCUCGAGCCAUCAAGAAGGAGAUGGAACAGUUUGAUAUUGUGAGAGUGAAGGAUUUCAAAGACAUGUUAGUGAAGUACUUGGAAGCUCUGAUGACCUCCCAGCAGCAGAUAAUCAAAGUGUGGGAGACAUUCCUCCCAGAAGCAAGGGCCAUUUCAUAGAGGAUCUGCUGAUUGCCUUGAGCUAAAGAAGUUGCUGCUGUAACUUGCUGAAGAGUGGAAGUAUUAGCGAAGGAGUUUCACUUUCCAGUUUAUGCAGACUUCGUUUUUUUUUUCUUUCUUUUAGCAGUAGCUGAUAUCUCCGAGACUUUUUAUUUUUGUUUUUAUUUUUUUUUUCUCCUUUUUAUAUGGAUACAGCCAGUUCCCGGUGAUUAAAGUUUUUGAGCAUUCCUCUAAAUUCUUUUUUUCUUUUCUUUUUUUUUCUUUGUGAAUGUUUGAAGAUGACAAAAUGCAUCUUUAUUGCUUAAAAUGAUUAUAAUUCAGCCAUUCCUGUUUAUGAAAGAUUUGCUUGUUGAUAUUUUAAGAUAUUUGGAACAUAUAUUUUUUUCUCUCUCCAUUUAAAAUGUUAAUGGAAAAGUGAAACUAGCAUUAAUCCAGAAUAUCAGGUAUGAGUGCUUUAAAGAUAUCUUGUUUUUGUAGAACAGUAUAUAUAUAUGUAUCUCCUGGCAAAAGAUGUAUGAUUCUUCAUUCUUGUAGAGCUGCAGAUAGAUUUUUUUUUUUUUUUUUUUUUUUUUUUACCCACAGACUACCCAUUUGUUAAAAAAAAAUAUUUACAAUAACGUCCACUUUAACCUUAUUACUACAAGAUGGUCUGGUAUAGGAAAUCAUGAAUGGUCAUCUAAUUAUUUCAGUGAGGGGAUGAAAGAUGAAAGUGUGGUGUGUCUGGGCCAGUUUGUUAUUUAUUAGUUCAGUUUUUUGAAUGAAGAAAAAGAUCUGAGUAUGAACACAUUAUCCGUGUUGAAAGUUGAAAUGUGAUCCGACAAAUGAAGUGCUUAUGUUGCUAUAUGGUAAUUAAAUGCAGUUAAUUAGAUAUGCUCUUAUUUGUGGUAUUUUCUUUUUUUUUUAUUUAUAUAAUCCCCUUUUGAUGUAUUUUUUCCUGAAUGAAAAAACGUUAUUGUAUUGUAUCUCAUAGGGUGCACUUAGUAUGUUUGUGAAUAAGUUAAGAUUUUUUUCAAGGGAGGGGGGUGUAUUUUUCAGCAUUUUAUUGCUCUUAGCUUGUUUUGCAUCUCUGGAAAAGAUGGAGGGAAAAUUUGAUUUACUUUGGCAACCCCUUUUCACAUUAGAUUAAGGUGUACUUUGAUUCUUUGGGAUUAUUUUGUUAUAUUUGUAAAGCUGAGUUUGUAUUUGCUGAAACCUCGUGUCAUUCAAUCUUUGUUUUUGAAUGCUCAGGUUUGUACUUUAUUUGUUGUCAUUAGAAAAGUAAAAUCUGUGCUGAAAUUGAUUGUACAGUAUAUAUAUGUAUAUGAUUGAUCACUUGAAAAAUUAUUUAAGGUGA
Molecule: messenger RNA, 1981 nt
Organism: Penaeus monodon (black tiger shrimp)
Lineage: Eukaryota; Metazoa; Arthropoda; Malacostraca; Decapoda; Penaeidae
Product: sorting nexin-2-like
Biological process (GO): early endosome to Golgi transport
Cellular component (GO): endosome; endosome membrane
Molecular function (GO): phosphatidylinositol binding
Source: RefSeq, a predicted model, not a curated record